GAUGCCUCACUGAAACUAGGCCACUAGGGUUAUUCUUCUCGGUCUCAUUCUCACAAUUCUUCUCUCUUAGGCCUCUUUCUCCACCAUCCCAUCGAUUUUGACAUUUGUGUUGUUUCUGAAAUCGAUCAAAUCACAGCUUCUGUUUGAUGCAUCGUCUAUAAUCCAAUCUCAUCUUCCGCCGCGGAUUCAGUCUUCUUUCUCGCCGGUGGCGCCUCUACUCUCCUCCACAACACUGAAGUAGUGAACACUGAACACUGAACUGAAUUUGAAUCGGAUCUUGGAGAAUUCAUUCUUCGUCGGUGGUUAAGAUAUGGAAGCGUCGUUUUUCCGUUUUCUGAAAAUUGUCGGAGUUGGAUACAAAGCGAGAGCGGAAGCUCAAGGUCGGUUAUUGUAUUUGAAACUUGGAUACAGUCACGAGGUUGAAUUGGCGGUGCCGCCGGCGGUGCGCGUGUUCUGUUUCAAGAACAAUGUGGUUUGCUGCACCGGAAUUGACAAGCAAAGGGUGCACCAGUUUGCUGCCACAGUGCGCAAUUGCAAGCCUCCUGAAGUUUACAAAGGGAAAGGUAUAAUGUACAUUGAUGAAGUCAUCAAGAAGAAGCAAGGAAAGAAAUCUAAAUGAUGUGCUACACGAAAAAUUAACCAAAUGUUUCUGUAUUGAUUUCGAAGUUGAUUUGGCUUAGCAAUACAUAUGAUCCAUUUUCUAUCAGAUAGAGAUAAGUGUUAAAUAAUCCCUUUUCAUUUGCCUUCUGUACUACUAUUAAAUUGGUUUUGAUCGAUUCCUUAGUUUUGUGAUUUCAGAUUUCCUUAAAUCAAUCGUCAUUGCGGUUU
Molecule: messenger RNA, 828 nt
Organism: Arachis ipaensis
Lineage: Eukaryota; Viridiplantae; Streptophyta; Magnoliopsida; Fabales; Fabaceae
Product: large ribosomal subunit protein uL6m
Biological process (GO): translation
Cellular component (GO): ribosome
Molecular function (GO): structural constituent of ribosome; rRNA binding
Source: RefSeq, a predicted model, not a curated record